Messenger RNA from Aspergillus mulundensis, 2031 nucleotides. Its product is annotated as DEAD/DEAH box helicase. NCBI's taxonomy places the organism in Eukaryota, Fungi, Ascomycota, Eurotiomycetes, Eurotiales, Aspergillaceae. Gene Ontology annotation, molecular function: ATP binding; nucleic acid binding. The transcript is spliced from 2 exons. The record is from RefSeq and is a predicted model, not a curated record. Gene Ontology annotation, cellular component: mitochondrion. Bases 1 to 2031 code for a protein of 676 amino acids.
AUGUUGGGUGCCUUUCGUCGCUCAGCUGUGAGCCAUGCUGUGCGAUCCUAUCCCCGGACGUUGACAGCAAGAUCAACUCCGCAACGCCUUCAGUCACUAUAUUCAUCAAUUUCUGGGCCUUCAUAUACAUCGAAGUCGCUUUUUCACUCGUCACAAUUCCGAUUCUCGGCUCAGGUGAACGCUGUCGAAGAGAAUGGCGCCCAGGAUGUUGCUCCAGAAGAGCUACCGACUCGGUUCCAGGAGUUGGGAGACAGGAACAUUCUCCCAGCCAAACUAGUCCAAAAUCUCACGCAGCAUAUGAAAUUGGAAACCAUGACCGAAGUUCAGCGCAGAACUAUCCCUGUUUCGGUAAAGGGCGUAGACGUGUUGGCACAGGCCAAAACCGGCACCGGAAAGACCGUUGCUUUCCUCAUCCCCGUUAUGGAGAAGCUCCUCGGCGACCGCAGUCUUCUUAAGACGAGUUACCGUAACGGCCGGAGGAUUGCCCCGAUUGAUAUUCGAUGCAUCAUUGUUUCACCGACACGCGAAUUGGCUGAACAGAUCGCAGUGGAAGCCAAGCGCAUGGUUGGCCAGUCCGGUCUGCAAGUACAGAUUGCUGUGGGCGGUACACAGAAACGCGCCGCGCUGCACCAACUUAAACGGGAGGGUUGCCAUAUCCUUGUCGCAACGCCCGGCCGACUCAAGGAUCUACUGACUGAUCCCACCAGCGGCGUAAAAGCACCAAAGUUGAAUACCUUUGUCCUAGAUGAAGCCGACCGCUUGCUCGACGAUGGAUUCGGACCCGAAAUCAUGGAGAUUCAACAGCAGCUUCCGGACCCGACAGAGGUCGAUCGUCAAACGCUCUUGUUCUCCGCCACUGUGGCCCCUGAGGUCAUGGGUAUGGUUCGUAACACUAUGAAGCGUGACUUUGAGUUCAUCAAGUGCGUUCGCGAUGAUGAAACCCCCACACAUAUGUCGGUUCCACAAAAGGCGGUAGUCCUCCAAGGUCUUGAGAACGUCAUGCCAACUCUGUUGGAGUUGGUUAAGAAGAAUUACGAUCCACAAGGCACAUUCAAAGCUAUUGUGUACUUUGGAUCCACCAGAGAGACAAACGUUACCUUUGAGGCGUUCGAUCAGUUGCUUGUUGACCCGGCCGACACGACAAGUGGACAUCCUCUUGGUAAACUUUUCCUCGGCGAGAUCCAUUCGCGCCUGACACAGGCUCAGAGGACGCGAGUCGCCAACUCGUUCCGCAAGUGCCAAUCCGGUAUCCUCUUCUCCACCGACGUCACCGCCCGUGGCAUGGAUUUCCCCAAUGUCACCCAUGUCAUCCAAAUCGGUGUCCCCAAGACACGCGAGGACUACAUCCACCGUCUUGGUCGAACGGCUCGCGCCGGUAAGACGGGUGAAGGUUGGGUCUUGAUCCACAAUCAACAAAUGAGUACCCUAAGGCAACAGCUCAAGGGUAUCCCCAUCGAGGUCGACCGCGAUACUUUCACCCUCUCCACCCUUGAUCUGACGAAGAGCCUGGAGACCACCCCCGAAGCUACCGAAACACUUGAACAGCUGAAGUCUGGCUUAGCCCAAGUCAGCCGCUCAACCAAGUCGGAGACAUGCACCGCCCAACUGAGCAACAUAGCCGGCACUUUCCGUAACAAAGGCGUCCUACGCGAGGCCAUCACCAACCUCGCCAUCCACGGUUACGGCCUCCGAGAAGCGCCGCCCAUCUCUCGCCGCAUGGCUGAGCAGACAGGCCUCGACAAAGCAGACGGAUUCAACAUUCGACAGUCAAGGACAUCCUACGGAAACAGGCAGGAUAACGAGCGGGGCUACGACAAGUACAAUGACCGCCGCCGCUCAUUCGACAGCCGCCGUACCUUCCGUGAUAAUGAUUUCAAAAACCGUCGCUCCGGUCGUGAUGACUUUGGCGGCCGUCGUGAUGACUAUGGUGGCCGUCGUGAUGACUUUGGUGGCCGUCGUGACCAACGUCGUGGCCCCCCACACCAGAAUGUCAACAGGUGGCUCGACAACCGCAGGGAUGAGUGGGCUUAA